UUCUCAACUCACCAUGGCAAUUUUCAAUAAUACCACUUCAUCAAACUUCUUCCUCACUGCAAUCCCUGGAAUGGAAUCUGCUCAUGUCUGGAUCUCCAUCCCUGUCUGCUGUCUCUAUUCCAUAGCACUCCUUGGAAACAGCAUGAUCUUAUAUAUCAUCAUUAUUGAGAGGCGACUCCAUAAGCCCAUGUACUAUUUUCUUUCUAUGCUGUCAGCUGUUGAUCUAUGUCUAAUCAUAUCAACCCUUCCCACUGUGCUCGGGGUCCUUUGGUUUCAUGGUUUAGAGGUCAGUUUUAAGGUUUGUCUCAUUCAAAUGUUCUUUGUACAUUCCUUCUCCUUCCUUGAGUCUUCAGUGCUGGUUGCCAUGGCAUUGGAUCGCUUCUUGGCUAUCUGUAAACCACUAAAAUAUGCCACUAUCCUCACAGACAAAGUAAUCAUGGUGAUUGGACUAGUCAUCUGCAUAAGACAAAUGAUUCUUAUAUUUCCUAUGAUUCUAGCUUUGAAGAAUAUAUCUUUCCAUGGAGGUCAAGAGCUUGCCCAUCCAUUUUGCUACCACCCAGAUAUGAUAAAAAAUACAUAUUCUAAUCCCUGGAUCAGCAGUUUUUUGGGAAUGUUUCUUCAGCUUUAUCUGUCUGGCACUGAUUUAUUGUUUAUUCUUAUUUCCUAUGUCCUUAUUCUUCGAACUGUCAUGAGCAUCGUGACUCCAAAGAAACAGCAAAAAGUUCUAAGUACAUGUGUCUGUCACAUAUGUGCUGUUACUAUUUUCUAUGUGCCUAUGAUCAGCCUGUCUCUGACACAUCGUCUUCUCAACUCAACCCCAAGAUUGGUCUGUAGCAUUUUGGGAAACAUUUAUUUGCUCUUACCACCAGUAGUGAAUCCUGUUAUUUACAGUUUGAAGACCAAGACAAUUCGCAGGGCUAUGUUCCAACAUCUCCAGUCUAAAAGAGUUCAUGGGUCUACCAUGUGA
Suncus etruscus (white-toothed pygmy shrew) is the source of this 967-nucleotide messenger RNA. Its product is annotated as olfactory receptor 51T1. The transcript has a single exon. Gene Ontology annotation, molecular function: olfactory receptor activity; G protein-coupled receptor activity. NCBI's taxonomy places the organism in Eukaryota, Metazoa, Chordata, Mammalia, Eulipotyphla, Soricidae. The record is from RefSeq and is a predicted model, not a curated record. Gene Ontology annotation, biological process: G protein-coupled receptor signaling pathway. Gene Ontology annotation, cellular component: membrane. Bases 14 to 967 code for a protein of 317 amino acids.